AUGAAGACGGUGCCGGUGGCACGCCGGCCACACCAUCACGAGGGCGUGGCCGAGGGCGGGGGCGACGCAGAGGCAGAGGUCAAGCACCCGAAUCGAGUGCAGAAGACACCAGCAAUGGUGUCUCGGCACCCCAACAACUUUCCAUUCGCGGCAAAGUUUGCCGACGCUCUUGACUCCAGUGAAGCCAACGCCACCGCCCAGGCGGGUAUUGAACCUGCGUCUGUCACCACGACGCCCACAACGCCCAGCGGGAGGGUCACGCGUUCGAGAACCAGAGCCGUCGCGACAUCAUCUACACCAACAUCUACACCGACCGAAGAAGAGGCGGCAGGCGAAGAGGAGGCGUCGACGCCACCAUCGACCCCCACCACACGAGGGCGGGGGAGGGGACGAGGCCGAGGCCGGGGCAAGAGCCCGGCGACCAAGACCGCGGCCGGGCGUGGGCGAGGCCGGGGCAGGGGCAAGAAGGCGCCGAGCGAUGAUGAUGAUGAAGAAGAGGCAGGCUCACAUAAAGAGCACAGCGAGUCCGAGGAAGAGGCGACGCCCAAGCGGCGUGGUGGCACGACGAAGAAGACCAGCACGAAGAAGAGGAAGAAGCAGUACGACGAGGACUAUGCGGGUGAUGAAGAUGAAGGUGAAGAGGAAGAAGACGCGGUGGAAGAGUACAAUGAAGCGAGCGAGGAGGACGCCGUUGACAACGAUGAAGAGGCAGACGAGUACGACACGGCCGACAAGAAGCGAAAACGAAAGAGCACCACCACGACUACCCCGAAGAAGGGAACCAAGCGAGCAAAGACGAGCGCGUCGCCGCGGGCGCGGGGACGAGGAACGAGAGCGCGCGGGCGGGGUGGACGCACCUCACGGCAUCGUGUGUCGCCCGAGGAACAUCGAAACGCCGAGAUGAGGAAGAGGGUGGAAGCGUUGCAGGCGCCACUCAACACCGAGGUCUUGUAUCCGCACUGGAUGCCGCAGCAUUCACAGGUCCAGUAUGUCAGCGACCCGACUGAGUACCUUCCGCUGUGCUCGGAGGUGACGUUUGGACUGGAGGCGACUGAUGAAGAGGGCACGAGCGAUAUCCAGUACCACACCUUGGGCCUGUUUGGCUCCAUCGCGCAGCGAAGGACGAGCGACCAGGGCCGACGGCAGUGGGCCGAGACCGUGAUGAACACCGGCGGCCCCAUCUGGGCGCUCGACUGGUGCCCGACCCGCUCGGCUGUCCACCCGCACUCCCAAUUCGCCGCCGUCUCAGCCCAUGCCUCGCCCUCCGAAACACACAUUCUCGGCAAGCGAUACGUUGGCAAGGGCAUGAUCCAGAUAUGGAGCAUGGGCAUCUUGCAGGACUCGGGCUGGCCAGCGAGCGAGAGCGCCGAUGGAGAGGAGUCGCUGACGCAGCGGCCGGUGAUGGCGAUGGGCAUUCUCCACGAGGGCGCCGCCGUGUGGGACCUCAAGUGGUGUCCCUCGCGCGCUUCCACGUGGGAUAUGCCCGAGGGCGUUCUGCCUCAGCCGGCCACGAUGGUGGUGGACGGCGAGGGUGAAGCCGCAGAGGGGCACACGCCACACGACGGCCAGCUGCCUCGGCUGGGUCUGCUGGCGGCCGCCUUCGCCGACGGCUCGGUCAAGAUCUUCUCCGUGCCCCACCCGGCCAGCCUUGCGCAGGGCGCGGCGCCCGUCUUCGUCCGGCUCACGCCCGUGGCCGAUUACAAGCUCAACGCGAGCAAUGUCACUUCCGUCAAUUGGUCUCCGCACGGCCAACACCAGUUCCUGCUCACCGGCUAUUCCGAUGGGCACAUUGCCGUGUGGCAGGUUGGCGGGGAGGGCUCGGAGGCGCGACCGGUAAUGUGCAGCCGGGCCUACAAGCGAGCGGUGCAGGGCGUAGUUUGGGACUCGAGCAAUCCCAGCGUGUUCCUCUCGUGCGGCCAGGGCGGCUAUCUUAAGUUUUGGGACACGCAUGACCCUUUUGCGCCUCUCUACUCGCACAUGGCCGGUGGAGGCUGGAUUGUGGAUGUAAAGUGGCUCGGGGGUGACUACCCCAACAUUGUGUUCUCCUCCGACGACCACACGAUCCGACAUUUCGCGCCGCACGACCUCACCUCCAAGAUCUUCCGCUACCACGACGCGAUGGUGUGGUAUGUCGACGGCUCGUACUGGUUGAACCAGUUGGCUUCAGCGUCAGCUGAUGGCACCGUCAAAGUCCUCCCACUUUCGCCGAAGAUUAUGGCGUCCACCAAGAGUCUCUAUCGGCCCAAGGAAAUCGUGGCCCUACAGGUGUCGCUGACCACCUUGAGCCACGGCCCGGAGUCGGCGCCCAGCGCGCUGGAGGUGAUCACGUUGCGCUCACUGCCGCCCGAGGACGCCACCGCGAAGAAGGCGGAAGCUGUGGAACCAGCUGAGGGCGAAGUGGGCGUAGCAGUGCGCGAGUUUCCCGACCCCCGUGUGGCCGUGCAGCGCGUCAACUGGAAUCCCAACCUGCCAGCCUCGGGGUGGCUCCUCUCCGGCACCACCUCAGGCCUUCUCCAUGGCCUCCUCCUCAACCAAACCGUUCUCUAA
Molecule: messenger RNA, 2547 nt
Organism: Acanthamoeba castellanii str. Neff
Lineage: Eukaryota; Discosea; Longamoebia; Acanthamoebidae
Product: WD domain, Gbeta repeat-containing protein
Exons: 10
Coding region: 1-2547 (848 amino acids)
Biological process (GO): transcription by RNA polymerase III
Cellular component (GO): transcription factor TFIIIC complex
Molecular function (GO): protein binding
Source: RefSeq, a predicted model, not a curated record